AUGCCCACGGCCGUCCCUGAGGACGGCGUCAGAUGGGACGGCGGCGAUGGCGGAGGGGACGAGCGCUGCAGCAGUGCAGGCAGCGGUGCGGCGGGGAAGACAGUGCAGCUACCGGCAACGGCCGCGCGGAGACGACGUGGGGACGCGUUGAGCCUUGAGCGCCGCUGCCCAGAGUUAUCGCCGCGUGCGAUGGGCCGUGCGGCCGCCGCUCGUCAAUUGCCCACGCGACGCGACGGCGACGACGACGACGUGGGGCUACUUUCGCUGCUUUAUUGCGACGUGUGCUUUGGCCAACAGCUGUUUCUACUGAUUCUACUUGAAGCGCCCAAGAAGCCGGCGCUGGCACGGGCGCGGCGCACCGGCAAUAACAGUAAUAAUAAAGUGCGCGCGUCGGACGCGAGGGCGCUGCGGUGCACUCCGCCAGGGGUGAGCAACUCCCUGCACGCGACCAGUCCAGGCGCGGCGCUCAGGGUGGGGAAUUGUGGUUGGCGGUUGAUGUUCUUUCGUUCGUGCAAUAUAGACCUUGUGGAACUCCGCACCACCACCCGUUUGCUCCUGGCGUAUUUCUACCGCAGCGCUUUUCGCUUUCCCCUCCCACAACCUCGCCCUUCCAGCGCCCUUAAUCCGCGCAUUUGCUUUUCGUGUUGCCCACAUGCGCAAGCAAGGUGCAUCUUUGCACUCACCACCACCAUCGUCAGCACCACCAUCACCACCACCAUCACUACUACCACAACCACCAACAACACCAAUACCAAUAACAAUACCGUUAUCAAUACCACAACCACCACCACCACCACUGCCAACACCACCAUCCCAUCAUCACCACUAUCACUAUUACCAAUUCCACAACGAGCAAUAGGAAAGGAGCUCCGACGACUGACGGUGGCGGUUAAGAAGACGCCGGGUGGGCUGUGCGGGGAGAGAGCGGAGAGUGGAGUGGGACGGCAAAAGCAGGGGGCGGGGCAAGCGCAGGGCGCGGGGCCGGCGCGGGGCGGCGCGGGCCGGGCGCGGGGCGGCGCGGGGCGGCGCGGGGCGGCGAGGGGCCGCAGAACCACUGAACUCACUGGCUUUACUUUGUCCUCCAAGUUUGAUCUGGAAAACAAGAGAGAAGUACUAGGAUUUAGAGAUAUUAUUAUAAUGUAUGUUAAAUCCACUAAAAGAGCCAUUUGCGAGCCCCAAUGCAGCGGAACCGCCUCAUGGCCGGAAGGGAUGUGGUUUCGCUUUCCGGACUGGGAAGGGGCGGCGCGGGCGGGCUUGCGCGUAUGCAGCGGCGGCCGCUGCCGCACCGGCCGGCCAGGGGCCUCCGCGCGCCGCGAGCCGUGA
Messenger RNA from Gryllus bimaculatus (two-spotted cricket), 1323 nucleotides. Lineage: Eukaryota; Metazoa; Arthropoda; Insecta; Orthoptera; Gryllidae. The record is from the annotation of a GenBank genome assembly.